GUGUUUCCGAGGGGAGGGUCUAAAGCUACAACGACGAACUUCCCUGAAGACGCCGACAGUGCUUGCACAUACGAAGGAUGGAGUUGAGGCCACUUGUUAUGUGCUUUGCUCUCUGUGUGGUUUACGCCACCAGCAAACCCACAGAGAAGAAGGACCGUGUUCACCACGAUGAAACCCUCAGUAACCGAGAGCACGAUGAUGCGGAGAACUUUGACUAUGACCAUGAAGCAUUUCUGGGACAGGAGGAGGCCAAGACCUUCGACCAGCUCACACCAGAGGAGAGCAAGGAGAGGCUCGGCAUGUUGGUUGAACGUAUAGAUGAGGAUAAGGAUGGCUAUGUGACAGUUGAGGAGAUGAAGAAGUGGAUCAAGCAUGCCCAGAAGAGAUGGAUCUACGAUGAUGUUGAUCGACAAUGGAAGAGUCAUGACCUCAACGGGGAUGAAAUGGUGUCCUGGGAGGAGUACAAGAACGCCACUUAUGGAUACAUUCUUGAUGACCCUGACCCAGAUGAUGGCUUCAGCUACAGACAGAUGAUGGCUCGUGAUGAGAGAAGAUUCAAAAUGGCCGACCAAGACAAUGACAUGAAAGCCAACAAGGAGGAGUUCACAGCUUUCCUUCACCCCGAGGAGUAUGACCACAUGAAGGACAUUGUAGUGCUGGAAACAAUGGAAGACAUUGACAAGAAUGGAGAUGGUUUAAUUGAUCUGGAUGAGUACAUAGGUGACAUGUACAACCAGGAGGGAGACUCUACAGAACCAGAGUGGGUGAAGACAGAGAGGGAGCAGUUCACUGAAUUUAGAGACAAAAACAAAGAUGGGAAGAUGGACAAGGAGGAGACCAGAGACUGGAUCCUGCCCAAUGACUACGAUCAUGCUGAGGCUGAGGCCAAACAUCUGGUCUAUGAGUCAGAUGCAGACAAAGAUGGCCGUCUGACUAAGGCAGAAAUCGUGGAGAAGUAUGACCUGUUCGUGGGCAGCCAGGCGACCGACUUCGGAGAGGCCCUGACUCGACACGACGAGUUCUAACAUCCACCUGCUUCCAAAGACUUUGUGUUCAUCUUGUGUACCCCAGCUUACUCCUCUGACAGUAGAUGGGAGUAUUUCAAACAAGAUGAGCUCCUCGCCUAAUCCAACGCCACGGACAAUAAUUUAUUUGAUUUCUUGAAUGUUUCCAGUUGUACACACACUAACAUUUCAAGGAACAUGUACACGCUUGGCCAGUGUGUCCUUAUGCUCAGCUGUGUGUAAGAUUGGGAUAUAUCACCAGCCUUUGCUCUGCUUCACCCCCACUAUCCAUCUCUUUGUCCACGUCAAGCGAAGGACAAAUGGUGUUAGAUGACACUUUUUUUUUUGUUUGAAAGGAUGUCUUUUAUGAAAUAGCCAUGUUUUUGUUACGAAAACCUUGACAGAACAACAAGUUUAGACUUACAGUAUACAGAGUGGUUGGCCAUAGCAUUUCUUUUUGCAAUGCACUGGACUGUGAAGAGUAAAGCUGUUUUCUAGCCAUUAGAAUUUGUGCUACUCCUCCAUGUAAUCGGGCCCAAAACUGAAAAUGCUAGUUGCUGAUUCACUUGAACAUUGUUUUCAUGUCAUUAUUGAUCAUUUACUGCGUAGUAUAGGAUGUUUGGAGCGAGGAGUACAUAUUAAAUUUCAAUGACAAUGAAGACUAUUUGAACUAGUGCAAUACAGUAUCAUCAGAGGGACCAUGCUGUGUUUGCUAAAAUGGUCCCCAAAGCAUCCAUGUUGACACAAGCUGUGGGUCCUGUAUAAGGACUGGUUGUGCUGUGUGUUAGUUGAAGGAAUCAAGAUGAUGUUGGAUGCUUUGUCCUCGAAGCUGCCUCCUUCUUUCUCAUCACCUCACCUGUGUGUGUGUGUGUGUGUGUGUGUGUGUGUGUGUGUGUGUGUGUGUGUGUGUGUGUGUGUGUGUGUGUGUGUGUGUGUGUGUGUGUGUGUGUGCAUGUGCGUGCGUGCGUGCGUGCGUGCGUGCGUGCGUCCGUGUGUGUGUGCGUGCGUGUGUGUGUGUGUGUGCGCGUGUGUGUGUGUGAGAGAGAAUCUAUGUGUGUACACAGUAGUUCUGAUGACUGGCGCAUCCUGUUGUUUGAGGUUACGUUUUGAGUUUUGUUUGAUUCAGCUGAACUAACUCAUUUUUGUGCCAAGCAAAAAAUCUCUGUCCUUUUUUGUAAGCAGUUUGGAAAAAAAUCCUUUCCCUUCAUAAAUAUGUUUGUUAUGCUUGUAUUAUCACUACCACCAUUUAUAACCACUGUUGAUAUUUUUUAUGCUAUACUGUAUGUAUAUGACAAUGUUUUUUUACAGGCUCACUGCAGCAACAAGCCUUUCACUAGUGACUUUACUGUAAAUAAGUUGUUGGUCUGCAAACUGAGCACUCUAACAAGCAGGUCCAGUUUUUGUGAUUGAGAGGAAUGUCUCAUUAAAAACAACAAAAUAGGA
Seriola aureovittata is the source of this 2447-nucleotide messenger RNA. RefSeq names its product calumenin b (gene calub). Gene Ontology annotation, cellular component: endoplasmic reticulum. Gene Ontology annotation, molecular function: calcium ion binding. Bases 78 to 1025 code for a protein of 315 amino acids. NCBI's taxonomy places the organism in Eukaryota, Metazoa, Chordata, Actinopteri, Carangiformes, Carangidae. The record is from RefSeq and is a predicted model, not a curated record. The transcript is spliced from 7 exons.